AUGCCACAGAAACGUGCAGAACUUUCCGGCUGGAUGGCCGGCUUGGGUAGAGUUUUUGCUUGUUGGGCUAGCCGGGAUGAUGAGGGUGAUGAUGAGGGUGAUGAUGAGCUUGACGAACUGAACCAGGCAAUCACGAUGCUAGGAGACGCCAUCAGUCUCACGAGUGGCCAUGAUCCACGCCUCCCUUCACGAUUAACCGACCUAGCAACGUAUCUUACCCUCCGGUUCAUCUCAUCGAGCGACCUGAAAGACAUUGAUGAAGCCAUAACCGCCGCACGCGACGCCGUGAACCUGAUACCUGACGAUAAUCCGGACCUUGCAAUCUCUCUUACUGUCCUUGCAAAAGCUCUAUAUAAGCGGUAUAUAAAGACGAGUGUAAACCGCGAUCUCAACGACGCACACACCAAAGUGAUAAUGGCGACCGAGAUUGCGCCGGAGGACCUCCCAGAACUAGCCGACAUGUGGAUCCUCCGUGGAAAGAUUGAAAGCUCAUAUGAGGCUCAGAGGGAAGCCAGGCCUCUUGAUCGUAUACGCGCGGUCCGCAAAGCGAUUGAAGAUCAAUGGCAGUGGAGGACCUAUCGCAACAGCCGCGAGGCGGUAGAAGCUGCGGUGGAACUUCUGUCAACAGUGUGUAGCCGUUAUGCUACUCGACAUGAGCAGUUAACGGCUGUGAGGAACACAUCGGGCUUUGCCGCGGAUGUAUGCUCCAUUCUUCUCGAAGAGUCAGAGUCACAUUCAAUCGAUUCGAAGCCUGAACAGUCUCUAGAAUGCUUGGAGCAAGGACGAGGCCUGAUUAUCGGCUACGUCACUGAAAGUCGUACGGAGAUUUCGAACUUAAGACAGAAAUAUCGAAGGAAAGCACAGGAGCUUGAGCAGCUUCAGCAUGCGGCAUCCUUGCGUUUCCAUACGACAAUGGACGUGCUGUCACAGCAGAGAUUACUGUUCGAGCGCGAUGAGGCAGCGUCACAGAUUGAGCCCUUUCUGGCGGGUAUUCGGUCGCUCCCUGGCUAUGAGCGGUUUCUCCUACCCCCUUCCCUGCAGACCUUGAGGGAUACAGCCUCCGAGGGUCCGAUCGUGAUUGUGAAUGUGACGGAUAUCAGCAGUGCCGCUCUCAUUGGCCGGCCUUCUCCUUGGCCAGUGAAACAUAUUGAGCUGCCCGACUUGGACACUUUUGAUAUUGAAAGUUUCCAACCAUUCUCUCUAACGGGGCCCGGAUCGAGGUAUAUUGGGGCGGAAGAAUUCGAAUCCACAGGCAGUGACUUCCUCAUAUUCCUUGAGAGACUGUGGUUUGACUGGUUUGACUGCGUCUCCCCGAUUCUCGAGGAAUUGCAGUUUUCCCCGCCUAAGCGUGACGGUGGCGACCUUCCGCGUAUCUGGUGGAUGGGUACCGGGAUGGCCAGUUCUCUCCCGUUCCAUGCAGCCGGUUGCCACACACCGGAGUCCGUGGAGAAUGCCUAUAGUUGCGUUGUUUUCUCCUACACCCCGUCUCUGAAGACACUGCGAUAUAUUAGGGAAAGGGGGAAUCGAAAGCCAGAACGCCGGACGACGUUACUCGUUACGAUGUCCACCACUCCACGAGCCAAUGAUCUACCAGGAGUAGCCACCGAAGCAGACGCGAUUCAGGAGACCAUGCACCCAGUAAAGAUACUGAGCCAGCCAGACUCAGCCACCGUCAUGGGCGCCCUGAAUGAAUACAGUAUUGCCCAUUUGCAUGCCACGGGUGCUCGGAUACCAUUAACCUCGCCGAGAGCUACCUCGUCCUCCAAGGACGGGACGAUCUCGUCCCGGAUAAGCUCACCCUCCAGAGCAUCAGCGAAGCUGAUUUAA
Messenger RNA from Penicillium daleae, 1827 nucleotides. RefSeq lists its product as uncharacterized. Lineage: Eukaryota; Fungi; Ascomycota; Eurotiomycetes; Eurotiales; Aspergillaceae. The transcript is spliced from 2 exons. Gene Ontology annotation, molecular function: protein binding. The record is from RefSeq and is a predicted model, not a curated record. Bases 1 to 1827 code for a protein of 608 amino acids.